CCGAGGGAACCCACCAUAUGGUCGCCCCUCUGUGCUCCUAUCUCAGAUAGCACAAUAGCCACCGGCGGAAAUAUCUGCCCUUUCGUAAAAAGAUCCUGCGACAUGAUGCUGAAACUCGGUCUACUAUUAGCAUGUUUGAUGCCCAUAAGUCUUUGUCAGAACAAAGACCUGGACAUGUUUGGGUUGAUCAAUAUGCUGUAUUUAAAAGCUGACAAGAACCUCGAUGGCACCAUUACACAGACCGAGCUUGAUGACAUAUUCAAGGGGUUCGAUGCUAAUGGUGACGGCAAAGUAACGCCUGCUGAAUUUGUACCCACGUGGAUGGUCAUCACCCACUUCUCGAAGGAGCUGGCCAACGCUUACUUCCUCCUUGCUGACCUUAACGCUGACGGUGUCAUCAACCACAAGGACCUCACCAUACUCUAUAGCAGAUUCGACAUCGAUGGAAAUGGCAAGGUUUCUGGUGAAGAAUUUAAUCACAAGUGGCAAGACAUUUACAAGGAGUCCGCCUUCGCCGUUCUGUUCACACGCGCUGACGCCGACAAGAACGAACACUUGUCUAAAGCUGAAUUUACCAAUCUCUUUGAGCCCUUCGACUCUGACAAGGACAAUGCUGUGACGAGGUCAGAGUUCGAGGCCGGGUGGACCAAGGAGAACUUCGGAAACAAGGCCCAGGCAGACACACUGUUCCGUAAUCUUGACAGUAACCAUGACAACAAGAUCACCAGCGUCGACACCAACCGUCUCUAUAUGACGUAUAACGCGAACCACGACGACCACUUGGAUCUCAUUGAACUGUCAAAGAUCAGUCUUCUCGUCGGUCACAUUUAGAGUCUUCAAUGCAACCCUAAGAGAACGAAUUCUUAAAGUAUAUCCGGAACGAAUAAGUAAAGAAUAACACCCUU
This is a messenger RNA of Haliotis rubra (blacklip abalone), 905 nucleotides long. RefSeq lists its product as uncharacterized. Gene Ontology annotation, molecular function: calcium ion binding. The record is from RefSeq and is a predicted model, not a curated record. The coding region runs from base 103 to 831 and encodes 242 amino acids. Lineage: Eukaryota; Metazoa; Mollusca; Gastropoda; Lepetellida; Haliotidae. The transcript is spliced from 10 exons.